Messenger RNA from Penicillium argentinense, 1107 nucleotides. RefSeq lists its product as uncharacterized. Bases 1 to 1107 code for a protein of 368 amino acids. The transcript has 5 exons. The record is from RefSeq and is a predicted model, not a curated record. Lineage: Eukaryota; Fungi; Ascomycota; Eurotiomycetes; Eurotiales; Aspergillaceae.
AUGGCUCCUUUCUCGGGGGACGGCGUGCUAUGGCUAUGCCUAGGCGUCUCUCUAUUUUUUGCCGUGCGUGGCAUCGCCACCGAUCUACGCCAAGUUGUCGAUCUGACCGAGAUCAAACACGUCGAGAAGGAGGACAAGAUUAUUAGCGAGGGAACAGAAGAGGUUCUCAAAUUGGAUACCCUUCUAAAGCUUUCGAGCGGAAGCACCAGCCAUGACCUCCGAGCCGCGGCACUACGAAUCCUCUCCGAGCGAUCAACCAAGGGCGAGACGCGGGACUUGUUACUUGAGGAUCUGUCAAGUAAGGACAAAGUUCGGCAAGACAGAUCAUUGACUGCGCUUUACUUUCUAGUUUCGAACCGGGCUUUGUCUCGAACCUCUGUUACCACUCGGCUCCGAGACAUUGAGACAUACACAGCCUUGGUCAACUGUCUUUGCAAUUUCCUUGAGGAGCAUACCGAGAUAACCACUACGACAAUCUCGCCCAUUCUCCCUAAAACCAGACCUUUGGGCGAGAAGAAGGCACUUCAUGUGUUGAAUGCUCUGCUACCACUUAAUAUUCCCGGGGCACUAGAGGCAGGCAUUAUCUCUCGGUGGCUCAACAGAUACCCAUUCCCGUGCGCACUGCAAGAGCCAGCCCGCCGGCAGGAUAUAGCCAUGCUCAUGAAGACAUGGUGGUCAGACGAUGCGGUCAUGAGCUCCAUAUUUGCGACCCUGGUUACAAAUGCAGAUGCCGUCAAGCAGCUCCGAAAAAGUGGUCUCAUGGGUAGCAUGAUCGAAGAAAACGGCUGCAAAGUUCGCAAACCUCUUAUUUGCUACCUCACUGAUGUACCGACUAUUCAUACAGACGAUGAGGACAAUGAAGGCGAUGACAAUGAUGAUGAAGAUGCCGAAUUUGAUGAUAGCGAUGCUUGGAUGAUAAACGGAGAGGAAACUGCUGGCGAAACUGCCGGAGCGUACUCCGAAUCCCCCUCAAGGAGACACCAAGCGGGCAAUGCGGAGGAGCAAGCUCUUCGUCGACGGCGGAGGGAGGCAAUGGUUCUGAGUGAAGGGGGACGACCAUUCGGGAGAGGGGACAUCAUCCAACGACCUUUCCAGCCUGGAGAAUAA